Messenger RNA from Eleginops maclovinus (Patagonian blennie), 2918 nucleotides. It is a transcript of the gene hspa13, whose product is annotated as heat shock protein 70 family, member 13. Lineage: Eukaryota; Metazoa; Chordata; Actinopteri; Perciformes; Eleginopidae. Bases 142 to 1494 code for a protein of 450 amino acids. The record is from RefSeq and is a predicted model, not a curated record. Gene Ontology annotation, cellular component: plasma membrane; cytosol; cytoplasm. Gene Ontology annotation, molecular function: ATP-dependent protein folding chaperone; ATP binding. The transcript has 5 exons.
GUAUUUUGUUGGUAUUCUGAAAAACUCCUACUUCGCAUCACCCAGCUGACAAAGCCGGUCUGCAUUUAACCACCAUUUGGACAAUUUUACGGACAUUGUGUUAUCUUUAAGCGGUUGGUGAGUUCGCAACAGAGUGUAACGAUGUCUGGAGAAAUAUCUAUGAUUGGUUCCGUUAUCUUGGCCCUCUUUCUGGCUGGAUACCUGGGUCAGCAGUACUUGCCGCCUCCCAAGCCGAAAGUGAUCGGCCUGGAUCUGGGCACCACCUUCUGCUCUGUCGGCGUCUUCCAUCCUGGCAGCGGGGAGGUGGAGGUGAUCGCGGAUGAAGAGGGCAGGAAGAGCAUCCCCAGCGCCGUGUCCUUCACCACCACUGCGGUGCUGUCCGGGCAUGAAGCCGUGGAGCUGGCCGACAGCAACCAUCAAAACACCAUCUACGAUGCCAAGAGGUUCAUCGGGAAGAUAUUUGAGCCGGAAGUCCUGGAGCAGGAGAGUGCUCGGUACCCGUUCAAGGUGAUAAACAAUAACGGAAGUGCAGAGUUUCUGAUCUCCACCAACCACACCUUCACUGUGAGCCCAGAGUUCAUCGGCUCCAGGCUGCUGCUGAAGAUGAAGAAGAUGGCCGAGCGGCAGCUGGACGUGCCCAUCCAGAGAGCCGUCAUCUCUGUGCCCGCUGAGUUUGACGAGAGACAGAGGAACUACACCGUGAGGGCUGCAAACCUUGCCGGCCUGGAGGUCCUGCGUGUGAUCAACGAGCCCACAGCUGCAGCCAUGGCGUACGGCCUGCACAAGGUGGAUGUGUUCAACGUGCUGGUGGUGGACCUCGGGGGAGGAACCCUGGACGUUUCUCUGCUCAACAAACAGGGAGGCAUGUUCCUCACCAGAGCCAUGGCAGGCAAUAACAAGCUGGGAGGUCAAGACUUCAGCCAGAGGUUGCUGCAGUACGCCAUAGAGCGAGCCCAGCAGGAGUUUGGUGUCCCGCCCACUCUCAAAGAGGACAUCCACCGUCUCCGUCAGGCCGUGGAAGCCGCCAAGCUCAACCUCACCCUCAACCCCAGCAUCACCAUCAGCGUCCCCCUGCACCUGCACACCCACGACAGCCAGGAGUCGCCCGAAGGCUUUGCUCCUGCUCCGGUUCUCUUCCAGACUGUGAUCACACGGGAUCUGUUUGAGGAGCUCAACGAGGACCUCUUCCAGAAGAUCCUGGCCCCCGUGGAGACCGUGUUAGCCGAGGGCCACCUGGAGAAACAGGAAGUGGACGAGAUCGUCCUGGUGGGAGGCUCCACCAGGAUACCGCGGAUCAGGAGGCUGAUCAGCGAGUACUUUGGGAAGGAGCCCAACACGUCGGUGGACCCAGACCUGGCUGUGGUCACAGGGGUCGCCAUCCAGGCCGGCAUCAUGGGCGGAUCGUGGCCUCUGCAAGUGAGCGCCAUUGAAAUCCCCAACAGACACCUGCGCAAGACGAACUUAGCUAAUCAAAGUUAUUUAUGUAAAAGAUAAAAGGAAAGCCUCAAAGACUUCAAAGCUGUUUCAUGCUUUUCUUAUGUGCGUCAUUUCAAACCUGCGGAAGUGAGAGAAACACAGUCACAUGGAGGAGGAUAAACUCAGGUUUUUACUCAACUCAUUGUUCCGGUUUGUGCGAGUGACUCAUUUCACAACUUACCAUUCCUCUUGGACGGAUUGAAGCUGAUAGCAUCUGCAGAAGUGAACAGUCUGUUUUUUUUUUUAAAAGUGACAGAUCCUUUUAUUUUGCACAAAGCUUCAGCAGAAAGAAACAGCGAUACUGAUAAUGAAAAUGUGAAUGAGAAUCCUCUCGGUAGAAGCUUUCAUGGUGUUCAAUUCAGGGAACAACCUUUCUAAAGGACUUAGCCAAUACAUCUUCUGCUAUUUAUGUAUUUAUUCACAUAUUUAUUUGUAUGUGUUCCUGUUCAGAAAGCUGCUAUACUGUUUGAAGUGAAGCGUGGAGGAGUAACACUGAAAGCUAGUGGUUCUGCCGUCCAGCUCCCUGCAGUGUUUGGAGUCCUGAGAAAGACCUUACUUGAAUAAUUAAUUUCAAACCUAUUCACUGCAAUGUAAUAUGGAUUAAUAACCUCGAUACUGAGUAGUCGGGGUUGACUCAACUAAUAACUAAUGAGGCUGUAAAAGAGAAAGCCUUACUAUUCAAACAGUACCGUAGAAUCUCAUAUCUUUAGCACCACCUCUCGCUCAGUGCUGCACCGUGGGCUCCUCCACUUGUUGACCAACUUUUCUGUGCAAUAGUGAGUCAUUUUGUUGGCAGGGACUUAUAUUUGUGCUGCUGUUAGAAGCUAAACAGCAGCCUGCUUCUGCUGCUUUAGGUAGAGAAAGUUAACAGUCCUGCAGGACGACCAACGCUUUGCUUACCGGUGCCUUGUGGAUUUGAAAAACGUGUCGAGUCAGGUGGAUGUUUGAUGGACGCGAUGAAGGGGUUCUGUUGUUACGGCACCUUAAAUUGGACAGAAUUGUAUUGAAUCGUUGAGUUUGCUCUUUUUCUGGUGGGUUGUCAGCUGGUCACUGAAAAUCCAGUAUUGUCCAUUGUGACCAUUUCCAACCAAGAACUUAGUUUACCUUCAUUCCUUUAAAAAAGUAUUACAACUCAACUCUGCCUAAUGUCAUUCAUGAAACAGUGCAUUUAUUAUAUCUACUUGUUUUUCUUUAUUUGUUGUAUUUCUCAUGUUGAAACUAAGAUCUUGAUUUAAUAGAGCCUUUUAUUACAGAUAAAGCAGAUUUAAGGGUAUUGCCUUUGAUACUGUACAUAUCGUUAUUGGUCCCUUGUUGAAAGAGGGAGAAAUCAUGUGACUAAGAUCUAUUUUUGUAUGUCGUCUCACUGAAGUCCAGCCAAUUAAACAUUGACAAAGAAGUUUGAGUUGUUACAAGCUGCAAUUAAAAUGUUAUCCCUUCGCUAA